Messenger RNA from Tachysurus vachellii, 1766 nucleotides. It is a transcript of the gene ggps1, whose product is annotated as geranylgeranyl diphosphate synthase 1. Bases 294 to 1190 code for a protein of 298 amino acids. Gene Ontology annotation, molecular function: prenyltransferase activity. Gene Ontology annotation, biological process: isoprenoid biosynthetic process. The record is from RefSeq and is a predicted model, not a curated record. NCBI's taxonomy places the organism in Eukaryota, Metazoa, Chordata, Actinopteri, Siluriformes, Bagridae. The transcript has 4 exons.
AGCGGGCGUUGGAGUUAAUAAGACCGGAAGAGCACGCAGCGGGUCUGGCAGCUGUAGAUUGAAUUUACUUCUUGUCUUUGCAUUAUGACGUUUAGUUUUCUCUUAUGGAUGCACAAUGACUUUUAAAAUGAUUGAAAUUAGGUAAUCCGUCGGUGUGUGUAUGGUUAUUACACACGCUUGGCUUUGGUGACCUCGCUAAUGUUAGCUUGUCUAACUUGUGGGGGGGGGAAGCGACAGCGACAGCGACAGCGACAGCGACUACAUCAUCAAUUUAAACGGCACAAGUAAGGACAAUGGACAAUCUGGAGGAAAAUGCUACUGAAAGGAUUCUACUAGAACCAUACAAUUACCUGCUACAGCUACCAGGGAAACAAAUCCGCACUAAACUUUCUCAAGCAUUCAACCACUGGCUCAAUGUACCUGAUGAUAAACUUCAGGUAAUCAUUGAGGUAACGGAAAUGCUGCACAAUGCUAGUCUCCUGAUUGAUGACAUUGAGGACAGCUCUAAAUUACGCCGCGGUUUCCCUGUAGCUCACAGCAUCUACGGCGUUCCAUCUGUUAUAAACUCUGCAAACUACGUCUAUUUCUUGGGUCUAGAGAAGGUGCUGACACUGGAACACCCUGAGGCUGUGCAUGUGUUUACUCGACAGCUACUGGAGCUUCAUCGUGGCCAAGGCCUGGACAUCCACUGGCGUGACACAUACACUUGCCCAAGUGAAGCAGAGUACUGUGGCAUGGUACUGCGCAAGACUGGUGGAUUAUUUGGCCUGGCAGUGGGCCUCAUGCAGCUCUUCUCAAAAUGGAGCUGUGACCUUAAGCCCCUUCUAGACACACUUGGGCUCUUGUUCCAGAUACGCGAUGACUAUGCCAACCUCUGCUCACGUGAGUAUGGCGCAAACAAAAGCUUCUGUGAAGACCUGACAGAAGGCAAAUUCUCCUUUCCCACCAUCCAUGCCAUCCAUACACAGCUCCAUAGCACACAGGUCCAGAAUAUCCUACGUCAACGCACUGAGGAUGAAGAUGUCAAGCGCUAUUGUGUUGAAUAUUUGGAGAAGGUGGGCUCCUUUGCUUAUACCAGGCAGAAGCUACAUGAGCUAGAGAAGGAGGCAUAUAGGCUAAUUGCAGGAUUAGGGGGGAACCCAGAGCUGGAGGGACUAAUAGAACAUCUCAGCCACAUUUACAAGGAAUGAGAGGAAACAUCUCAUUUUAAUCACAGUGUUUAGAUAAAUACUGGCCAAAGAAUAGAGCUACAUCACUCCUAAAUUUCUCAUCCUUCUCCAAACUCCUCUCACUUAAUUUUACAUUAAAAAACUUUAAUUCCUUUAAACUUUAAAAACGUUCAUUUUGGCAACAGUGAGAUUACAUUGCUUUCAUUAGUGCAGUUCCUCCAACCAAUUCACCUGUUUUUUGGUUUUUUUUUUAGAAAUCAGUAAAUCACCAUACAUAAGAUACAUAAGAACUGAUGUAUAAUCAUAUUCAGUGACACAGUAUCUGAUUGGGUCAUAUGAGGGAAAUGAAGCUAACAACAUAAAAGAUAUGAUAAAAUGUAUUCUGUGCUUAAAGCUAAAGAUUUGACCUUUGCCUUUUCAGUACAUUCAGAGAGGAUUAUAAAUGUGCAAAUUUUGUAAAACAUAUUCUUUUCAGUGGAAUUGGACACAAGAUUUGUUUAAGGUGGAUUUUACCUUUUGUUUAUAUUUAAUACACUGGCAAACCAUAGUGCCAUUAUCAAUGUUGUAACUUUUUCAAUAAAUCAGAAGGAAAGAAAA